UUAAGUGCCAGCUCUAGUGAUAGUGAUUACAAGACUACAGGACCGAGUGAAUAAGAGGCAGAUGUUGAUUCUUUAACGUGUAGACAGUCUAUGGUAUCUUCUGGUGAUCAGUUGGAAAGUGAUGGCCCCAAAUUGGGCUCUAAGCGGCCUCGAACUGGAGUGACAGAGUUGUUAAGUACAGCUACAAACAUUCCAGUGCAAGAUGCUUACAUGUCUAUUUUGGUUUCAUGGAGGUGAACAAUUCAGCCAUUACAGGAGUAGGAAACGAACCAAUUGGGUCUUACUGGGACUGGGAUGAUGAUGAUAGGGGCAUGGGAAUGGAUAUUCAAGCCCUUCUAUCAGAGUUUGGUGAUUUUGCCUCCAGGAACUGCGGAAUCUCAGGCACUAAUUUUUUCUGCUCCAGAUUGUGGAGAUGUCAACAGCAGUCCAGGAACUGCGGAAUCUCAGGCACUAAUUUUUUCUGCCCCAGAUUGUGGAGAUGUCAACAGCAGUCCAGGUGGUGUGAUAGAUGUUGUUUCAGAUCAAAUACUUUUUCCUGUUGGGUUUCCUUCCUUUGAUAGCUUUAACCCCCCUCCUUCAGCAGCCAUGGAGGAAUGUCUUAACAAAAGUCAAGAUAACUUGAAUAACUCCAUGUCUUCGGGUCCAACCAAUCAAACUCAAAUGUUGUAUACGAGAGAGUUUGAUCAUAUAAUGAAAGCCGAAGCAAUGAUGACAUUUGCUUCUGAAUUUGGAGCUGUGGAGACCCCUACUUCUGAGUUGUCCACAACAAUUUUCAGAAGCCCAUAUUUUCCAAAAUCUCUAAAAGCAGAGAGUUCAAAUUCAAGUUCAAACAAUUACUUAUAUGGUGCAGCACCGCCCUCGUCUCCCUGCACUGAAGGAUCAGAGGGGAAGAAUGGAGUGGUUGUCAAUACAAAAAAAGGUUCUGGAAAACUUGUUGCAAGUAUGAGUCUCCACUCAAAAAAUUGCUAUACUUCGGUGGAGAGCCAGAAGGAAAAAAGUGAUAAAAAUCCUGUCACAUGUAAUGAUUUUAUUAUUGUGUGCAAUAGUUUGUGUGCAAUUGUUGGAUUAAGGAGGUCAACUCAGUCAAAACAUAAUCCAUAA
Molecule: messenger RNA, 1101 nt
Organism: Cajanus cajan (pigeon pea)
Lineage: Eukaryota; Viridiplantae; Streptophyta; Magnoliopsida; Fabales; Fabaceae
Source: RefSeq, a predicted model, not a curated record